AUGUCUGCCAUUGGCUCUAUCUCUAUUAUCAUGGACUUUGACGAUAUGGAAAAUCUGCGGGGAGACUCUUGUUUCACUGCUACUCAGCGCGCAUCCCAGUCUCAGCCUCAAUGUCAACAGCAGUCCCAAGCAAGACACCAUCACUAUGCAAACCAUGCUCACAGUGUCCCGGUCCAUACUAUCACUUCUACUCAGAGACAUUCGACUUGCCCUCGCACCAUGAUAUCUGUGCAGGAAGCUCUUCGCAUAAUCAGCAGUCACAUCACCUCCCCUGUUGCAAUCGACAAGCCAGUGAGCGCAUCAAUCAUCGGCUCAGUCAUUGCCGAAGACGUCCACGCCGCCACAAUGGUACCGACGUUGCGAUGCAGUGCCGUGGAUGGCUAUGCAGUUGUUGUGGAAGAAGGCAGUCCCGUGAAGGGAGUCUUUCCGGGAACAUCCGUUAUCAACGCUGGCAUCAAUUCAGGGUCAAAGCCCCUGCAACUAGGAAGAAUUGCUAAGGUGACUUCUGGAGCACCAAUUCCUUCUAACGCCAACGCUGUAGUUGAUCUUGAAGAUACAGCACUUGAUCGUUCUGGAAAACAAAGCGUUCAGUUCCUAAACGAUAAGAUCCUUGUUGGCCAAAAUGUGCAGGAGCCUGGGAGCCACAUCCCUCUUGGUUACCAAAUCGUUGCUUGUGGGGAGUCUCUUUCAGUUGCCAGUGGGGCUGUAGGCCUACUCGCGAAGGCGGGAAUUCACACAGUAAAGGUAUUUGAAAAACCUCGCGUGGGUAUACUCAGUGUGAAUGGCGGAGGUUUGAAUCAUCGCAACCAAAUUCAGAGGGACAACUACUUGGCAAUUUCAUCGUGUUUGACUUCAUGGGGCUUCGACACUGUGGAUCUCGGUGUCACUCACAGUACACCGGAUGGGAACCUGGAGCAUCACCUCAGUGUCAGCACAGAUGUGGUGCUCAUCAUCAAUCAUGCUCCUAAAGCUGAGCUAGAUCUCAAUUCCACUGUUGGGUGCCUAGGUGGCACUGUCCAUUUCAGGCGUGUCUCCAUGAAACCUGGCAGUCAGACCAGCUUUGCGACCGUACCCGUGAACGCCGAAUCUACAUCAAAGGGACGUAAAUCAAAGCUUCUAUUUUUGCUCUCUUGUGACUCGAAGUCAGCGCUAGUUGGGCUCAACCUCUUAGUUCUGCCUUCCUUGCAGAAGCUCAGCGGCUCGGGUGAGAGUUCUCGCGCUGCGGUCGCUAAGCCUUCGAUGACCCAACUAGGCUUGCCCCGUGUUGCUGUUGUUCUUACACAUCACUUUCCUCUCGAUGCUAUGCACACCGAGUACCAUCUCGCAGUGGUUACCGGUUCUCGGUCCGAUGCCAGAUUGUAUGCCACUAGUAUUAGUGUUGGGCCCGUGGAUGUGCGAGGCUCCCUUGUCAGUAGCGGUAUCCAUCCCAAUGCUAUGGUCAUUCUUCAAGCAGGCCGAGGGGUUGGAAUCAAGGGCGAGAUUGUGGAGGCGUUGUUGAUGGGCCCUAUAUGUGGCUCAGAUACCCGACUUAUCUGCUGA
Penicillium brevicompactum is the source of this 1539-nucleotide messenger RNA. RefSeq lists its product as uncharacterized. Lineage: Eukaryota; Fungi; Ascomycota; Eurotiomycetes; Eurotiales; Aspergillaceae. Gene Ontology annotation, molecular function: molybdopterin molybdotransferase activity. Gene Ontology annotation, cellular component: cytoplasm; cytosol. Bases 1 to 1539 code for a protein of 512 amino acids. The transcript has a single exon. The record is from RefSeq and is a predicted model, not a curated record. Gene Ontology annotation, biological process: Mo-molybdopterin cofactor biosynthetic process; molybdenum incorporation into molybdenum-molybdopterin complex.